Penicillium expansum is the source of this 633-nucleotide messenger RNA. RefSeq lists its product as uncharacterized. The transcript has 2 exons. The record is from RefSeq and is a predicted model, not a curated record. NCBI's taxonomy places the organism in Eukaryota, Fungi, Ascomycota, Eurotiomycetes, Eurotiales, Aspergillaceae. Bases 1 to 633 code for a protein of 210 amino acids.
AUGGUAGAGAACAUCGAAUGGUACAAGAAUGCUACCGAUGCGCAGAACAUGGAGAAGUCAGCACAGGAACAACAAAGCUUCAUCGAAAGACACCAGGAUAAUAAGAUGAAAGUCACUAUUUCAUUCCCGUCGGGUAUGAAGCGUUUCCCAGCCCCAAACCUUGGCCCUUUCACUGAUAAGGGCGAAGGCCACCUUGAGCCCUAUAACCGGUACUGGGAGGUCAUGAAGUGGCUUCCACAAAACGAAUUGGAAGACAUGGCACAUGCACCGUCUUGGAUGCAAGUGCCUACUCGGAAAGUAGUUUCCGGCCUCUCCAGUGUUAAGAAGGUCUUCGCCAGUGAUAACCUCCCACCCAUUGAAAUCCGAUUGAAAUGGAUCCGGGGUGAAGAGGUCUCGAAAGACCAGGAAACCGACCUCGCAACCAAACAAGCUGUAAAACGAGAAGCCCAUCUUCCGCCUUCGAAAUCCAGAUUCACAUGGGACCCUCGACUCUUCGCUAAGAGUGAGCAGUUUAGAGACAGUAUUCGGCGCUCUCUAAACUUCAAGGAAUUGGGCCUUGACCUACAAGCUAUGUUGAUCGGAUAUCACCAUGAAGCCCAGGAUCAAUCAAUCAAUCAAUCAAAUUUCAAUUAA